Messenger RNA from Bactrocera dorsalis (oriental fruit fly), 2958 nucleotides. RefSeq lists its product as uncharacterized. The coding region runs from base 1699 to 2346 and encodes 215 amino acids. The transcript is spliced from 2 exons. The record is from RefSeq and is a predicted model, not a curated record. NCBI's taxonomy places the organism in Eukaryota, Metazoa, Arthropoda, Insecta, Diptera, Tephritidae.
UUGUAUUUUUCCUACACAAGACACUUUCGCUUUUUGGGAUUUCAAAUUAAAAAAAUUAAAUAAAUAUUUAUAACAUGUCAGCGUACAUGUAUACUUAUGGAUUGGUUAAAAUUGUUAUUUGUAAUUGUUCAACUUAGUGCAAUAGCUAAAAUAAGUGUUGGCGGGCUAAUAUUCAUAUCACCUCACUGCGAAGUACUGGGAACAUUGGAAUUGAAACGUGUUUGCAUUGGCACCUAUCCUGAAGAAAUAAACGCUAAGUAUCAAGAUGAAAUAAUGGAAAUAGGAGCAUUAUACGCGAUAUUUCAACUAAUCGGUCGCAGUAACAACGAUUAUUUAAUUGCGCAUUAUUUCAGCCCGCUGAUCAUGUGCGAUAAAGCUAUCUUUAUCACAAUAGACGAAAUAAACUGUACAACUAAAAAUGAAAUAACAGAACAAUUUACAAUUCCUAAAAAUUUAAUGAUUUGUAUAUAUGAAAAUUUGCAAAUGGUAGAUGACCUACUGAAAUUAUGUACUGGAAAACAAAUGAAUCCGUCAGAAUUCGUAGCUUUACAAUAUAACUUAGAUAGUGAAGCAACGGUUGUAAGUAACACAGAUGCUGUCAUGUGUAGAAUGCCUGUUUAUUUCAUAGUAUCAACAAUAUUGUAUUUAAUAGAAAAAACAAAAAUUCUUGUACUAAUAUUUGACUAACAAAUAAACUUUUAAAAUGCAAGUGCUCAUAAAUAUAUACUCGAUAUAUAAAUUAAAAUGGCUACUGAUUUUAUUUAUAAUUUAUUAAAGAUACGACUUUAAGAAAUGACUAAAUAACAAGGAGUAAAAAGCAAAAAUAAAAAUAGAUCGAGUUAACAAAAUUGUGUGAAUCUGUAGUAAAAACAGUUGCCGCAGCAUGUGAAUCUGUAGUAAGAAGUAUGUAUUUAUUUUUAAAUGGAUAAAUUAAUCGCAUAUCUCUUUUACAUUUUCAUUCAAAUGUACAUACAUAUGUAUGAAUGCAUUUGCUAUGAUGAAAUAAUAUUAGGUUGUCAAAAAAGUCUUGCGGUAUUUUCGCUAGUUGGCGCUGAAAGCGCGUAGUUCUAGUUUUAUUCGUCGCAUCGGGUCGUGCUAUACCUUUUUGGAAAGCUCACGCGCUAACACGUGUUUGAUUGAUUUUUGUUUUUUUUAAGUCGUUCGUGAGUUAUCGCGUCGCAAACAUGGAGCAAAAUAAAGAGAAAAUACGGCAUAUUUUACAGUACUACUACGAUAAAGGCAAAAAUGCAUCUCAAGCCGCCAAAAAAAUUUGUGCAGUUUACGGACCCGAUUCAGUUUCCAUUUCCACCGCACAACGAUGGUUUCAACGUUUUCGUUCUGGUGUAGAGUUGGUCGAAAAUGCGCCACGCUCCGUCGAAAAUUGCGAUAAAAUCGCUGAAUUGGUCGAAAGAGACCGGCAUAGUAGCAGCCGUAGCAUCGGUCAAGAGCUGGGCAUGAGUCAUCAAAAAUUCAUUUCAAUUUCAGUAAAAAAAAAAAAUAAUAAAAAAAUUUAAUAAAAAUACCGCAAGACUUUUUUGACCUGGCUGACUUCCUAAACGUAUUUUGCUUUGUAUUCGAACAAUGUAGCACAUUCCCAAACGCAGUUGCACAAACUUUGACAAUGUAUCAUAUUCCUAAUGGCAACCCUGCCCGAUAAAUGCGCAGAAAAAAGCAAUCGGCGCAUCACUAACAUUGUUGAUGCAUUUAUUCAAUAAAAUGGCGACCGAAGGAGAGAGCAAUAAAAAGUGGACGCACGAGCGCAAAAGCCUUUUACUCGCAAUAAGGUUGGAUAUGGAGCCAGAUUUCCAAUCAAAAAGAAAAACGCGUGUGGUCUUGUGGCAGGCGGUGUUGCAGAAAAUUAAGGACACCGACUUAGAAUUUUCCUUCUCGCGUGAUGACAUUUCACGGAAAUUCCUCAACCUCAUGGUGACCUACAAGCGCAUCAAAAAGAGGAACAACACCUCAGGCGAAGCUGCGACGGCGUGGGAAUAUUUCGACGAACUAGACAAAGUGUAUGGGUCUCGGAGCGAUAUAACUGUGCCGGAAAGUAACCUCGACUCUUCGAUGAGUUCAAUAUUUAAUUCAUUAACGAACGAAAAUGCAGAGUCAGCAGAUUCCUUGUUCAGUGAGAACAUUGGUGCCGCUCCGCCAAGAAAACGCUCUCGAAAUGUUUUAGACUUUUUGCAAAACGAAUCUACAUAUGAGAAGGAGUUAUUGGAUGACCUGCUAAAAUGCGAGAAAGAAAAAAUUGAAAUAGAAAAACAAAAACUCGAUGAAAUUAAAAAGCUCACGAAGCUCUUCUAUCACUUAAUAAGUAAAUACCCGUACAUAACAUUUUUACCUUAAACCGAUCUCAAUUUUUUAGAGUUCAUAUAUACAUAUUAUAACCAAAUAAAAUAACUGCGUUCAUUUAAUGAAUUAAAAUAAUUUAAUACAUAAACGUAAUUGAAUGAAAAUGAUUUAUUUAAUAAAAAAUUAUUUGUUUAAUAAAAAUUGUUUAUUUAAUAAAAAUAAUUUAUUUAGCUAAGCUGACAACAAAUUAGUCAGCCUUUCUCUUUUUGCUCUUGCUUCGCUUCGUUGGUUUCCAUCAGCUGGAAGCGUGUUGAUCUCGGUGUGAGGCACGUUUUCAAUAAUCACCCCGUCAGGAUUUCCUUUGUGUUCCAAUAUAUAGUUAUGAAGUACGAAACAAGACAUAAUAAUAUUCUUUGCCAAUUUAAUAUCGUGAACUUCUAAAAAAUUUAAUAUUCUGAACUUCUUUUUUAGCACACCAAAUGCUUGUUCCACACACACUCUGGUCGAACUUAAAAUGUUAUUGUAUGUUGUUUGGGCUUCAGAUAGGAACCCAUUGUCUUUGUAAGGUACCAUUAAAUACGUUUCUAAAGGAUACGCUGCAUCACCAAGCAAAUAACAUUCUGGAGGAAAUGAAAUGAGACCAUUUACAAUUGCUCGCAUAUUGCU